Molecule: messenger RNA, 1803 nt
Organism: Solanum stenotomum
Lineage: Eukaryota; Viridiplantae; Streptophyta; Magnoliopsida; Solanales; Solanaceae
Product: berberine bridge enzyme-like 13
Exons: 2
Coding region: 65-1729 (554 amino acids)
Molecular function (GO): oxidoreductase activity; FAD binding
Source: RefSeq, a predicted model, not a curated record
AGAUACUAAUUAAGAAUAUAUAAACCCCUCCAAGCUAAUUCAAAAUCACAUUGUAGUAUCAACUAUGAAAUCCUUAAACUUCUCUGUUAUGCUCUCAAUAUUUCUCAUAGUCUUAUUGUACUCAUGUUCGAGCACGUAUGCUCUUUCAGAUGAUUCAACAUCGUCGUUUAAUGGGAAGUUGUAUGAAUGUAUUUGCCAGAAUUCUGAUUAUUGUGUCCCUUUCUCCACAGCUUUCGUCACCCCAACAAAUGAUUCGUUCAACACAAUCCUACAAUCUACUGCACAAAAUCUCAGAUGUUUACUUCCUUCUGUUACCAAACCUCAGCUUAUUUUCACACCAAUGACAGAAUCUCAUGUACAGGCUGCUGUCAUUUGCUCAAAACAGCUUGGCCUUCAGCUUAGAGUUAGAAGUGGAGGCCAUGAUUAUGAAGGUCUCUCUUACAUGUCUGAUAUGGAGUCUCCUUUCAUCAUUCUUGAUCUGUCAAAGCUUCGAGAUAUAGUGGUGAACACAGAGGACAACUAUGCUUGGGCACAGGCAGGGGCAACUGUUGGUGAAGUAUAUUAUAGGAUUUCAGAGAAAAGCAAGACUCAUGGUUUUCCAGCUGGUCUUUGUACAAGUUUGGGAAUUGGCGGUCACAUAACAGGCGGAGCUUAUGGUACUAUGAUGAGAAAAUACGGAUUAGGAGUUGAUAAUGUGGUUGAUGCAAGAAUAGUUGAUGCAAACGGCAGGAUUCUUGAUAGGCAGAGUAUGGGUGAAGACUUGUUUUGGGCAAUUAGAGGAGGCGGAGGAGCUAGUUUUGGUAUUAUACUUUCUUGGAAGUUGAAGUUAGUACCUGUUCCAUCAAUUGUAACAGUUUUUACUGUCCCUAAAACACUUGAUCAAAACGCGACAAACAUUCUUUACAAAUGGCAACAAGUUGCAGCUGAUAAGCUUGAUGAAGAUCUCUUCAUCAGAGUCAUCAUAAAUGUAGUUGCUGAUAAAAAAGGCGAAAAGACUAUUCAGACUGCUUAUAAUUCAAUGUUCCUUGGUAGAGCAGACAGACUUCUACAACUAAUGAAUGAUGUUUUCCGUGAAUUGGGAUUGACACACAAGGACUGUACAGAAAUGAGUUGGAUUAAGUCGAUUAUGUAUAUUGCUGGUUACCCGAGUAACACUCCACCAGAAGUUCUCCUUCAAGGUAAGUCGUUGUUCAAGAAUUACUUCAAAGCAAAGUCAGAUUUCGUCAAAGAGCCAAUUCCAAUAGAUGGUCUUGAAGGGCUAUGGAAAAGGCUAAUGGAAGAAGACUCACCAUUAGUCAUAUGGAAUCCAUAUGGUGGAAUGAUGGCUAAAAUCUCAGAAUCUGAAACCCCUUUUCCUCAUAGGAAAGGGAUCAUUUACAUGAUCCAAUACUUAACACUUUGGAAUGAUCCUUCUAAAGAAUCAGCCACAAAACACUAUGAUUGGAUUAGAAGACUUUAUAAUUAUAUGACACCUUAUGCUUCUAUGUUCCCUAGAGAAGCUUAUGUGAAUUAUAGAGAUCUUGAUAUAGGGAUGAAUAAGAAUGAGAGUUCUAGUUUUAUAGAAGCUAGUGUGUGGGGAAACAAGUAUUACAAAGACAAUUUCAAUAGGCUAGUGAAAGUGAAGACUAAGGUGGAUCCAGAGAACUUCUUCUUGCAUGAACAAAGUAUACCAACACUUCCUAUUACAAUGAAGGGAAAGGGGAAGAGUGUCAAUCACUUUGAAAUGUAAUAUGAUGCAUUAUUUAAGUUCAUUUUGUCUUUGCAAAGUUGUAAUCAAAUGGUUUUGACAAACCAUAUAUAGGG